This is a messenger RNA of Chara braunii, 2044 nucleotides long. The record is from the annotation of a GenBank genome assembly. NCBI's taxonomy places the organism in Eukaryota, Viridiplantae, Streptophyta, Charophyceae, Charales, Characeae.
GGGGUAGCUGCACCAAAGGGGUAGCGGCUGGAAAAGCGACGGCAUCUAGAAAACACGUUGUGUCGUACGUGUCGGCAGUGCACUAGAUAGACGAAGGACAUCGCAGCUAUCGGUCGCUCGCUCGUUCGCUCGCUCGUUCGCUCGCUCCUGUGCUCGCUGUUCGCCAUCGCCGGAGUGUGAGACGAGCGCUGUCGGUGGCCGCGGCGGCGUUUCUUGUAACUUCGGAGAAGGGCGGCGAUGGCGUUCGUUGGUAAGCUGGCACCUUUGGUGCGGCGCAUGUCCGCUGCGGCUUCCGCCAGCCAGGUUCCCGCCAAGCGCAAGGUAGCUGUGCUUGGUGCGGCCGGCGGUAUUGGCCAGCCCCUGGCCAUGCUUAUGAAGCUCAAUCCCGCCGUGGCGGAGCUCUCUCUUUACGAUAUUGCCGCUACCCCCGGUGUUGCCGCCGACGUCAGUCACGUCAACACUCCCGCUCAGGUCCAAGGAUAUGUCGGCGAGGAGCAGUUGGGUGAUGCCCUUAGUGGGUGUGAUGUAGUCAUCAUCCCUGCUGGCGUCCCCCGUAAGCCAGGCAUGACACGUGAUGACUUGUUCAAAAUUAAUGCCGGCAUCGUUAAGAAUCUUUGCGAAGCCAUCUCCAAACAUUGCCCUGAGGUUAUUGAGAGGAAUUCGCCCGAUCUGUUUGUGGAUAUUAUGACUGCGCGAAGUCAUGAUCUAUUUCCCUUGGAGGCGACUCCCAAGGCGGAAUUGCCCCAGGAUGUGCUGGACGCGCUGACCAAGCGCACACAAGACGGCGGCACUGAAGUGGUCCAGGCGAAGGCUGGCAAGGGAUCCGCGACUCUCUCGAUGGCGUAUGCUGGAGCAAUUUUCGCAGACGCGUGCUUGAAGGGCUUGAAUGGAAUGGAGGAUGUGGUUCAGUGCACAUACGUUCAGUCAAGUAUCACAGAGCUGCCUUACUUCGCCUCAAAGGUGACGCUUGGCCCGAAAGGUGUCGAGGAGGUCCAUCCGCUGGGUAAACUCUCUGAUUAUGAGAAAGCCGGACUGGAGGCUAUGAAGGCCGAGCUGCAUGACAGUAUCGAGAAAGGAGUAAAAUUCGUGUCUGGACAAUAGUUUUUCAUCAUCCUUCCUUUUAGAACCUUAGCAAACACGGAGAGAGAGAGAGAGAGAGAGAGAGAGAGAGAGAGAGAGAGAGAGAGAGAGAGAGAGAGUCUAGUGGGAAGAACGACUUCAACUUGGGCUGGGGGCUGUUUAUUAGUUGGAAUUGUAGGGUUUUUCGUCCCGCUGUCUGAGGGGAGGUUUACCACCAGUCUGUCAUUCAGUCUACUUCAUCCAUUUGUCUUUCUAUGGAAAUCCAGUUAUUUAAUUUUCUAGCCAUCAGCUGUUCAUCUUCUUGUUUAUGUUCUCCAUUUUUAACAUUCCAUGCAUACAUAAGUUUUAAUGCCUACUUUUCUGUUUCUAACUCUCUACCUUAUGCAGAAGUCCCCUACAUUGUUUGAUCGAUUGACAUAUUGUUCCUGGAAUCACUUCUCGACUCAGCAAUCGGUAUCUGGAGUCAAGUGUGUCCUCCUCUAUGGAUUGACUCUUGCCCCCCCAUUCUGCACUUUCAGAUGCACCACACACACACACACACACACACACACACACACACACACACACACACACACACGUGCGUAAACCAUGCGUAUGUCCGAGCCUCUUAUUCAAGUUAUUUUCCAUCUGUAAUUUUGCCCUGCCCUUAAAAAUUUGGCUGUCAUGCACAGGGGCAUAUUUGGUUCAAUCAGCCCUUUUUUUUUUUUUUUUUCCCCAGUAGGCGAAGCCAAUUCACGUGGCAUGUUUUCUGGUGCAUCGGAAGGCUCAAAUAAUUGCUGGGGAGCUGCACCUGCUGGAAUGUAGAUGACUCCAAUCAUUGCUGGGGAGCUGCACCUGCUGGAAAUCAGGUCCAGUGUCCCAAGAGAUCUUUGUUGUUCUUCUUACCCCGGUUGGUACUUGUCUCGAGCUUCGUGGUCGAUGUUCGUUUUUGCUUGGCCUUAUUCAAUAAACCACCACCAGUACU